AUGCCAGAUUGUGAUUUUGUGAGUUUUCAAGAUUUGGAAUACCACUCCUUGUAUAGAUCUCAACAUUUUGAAACUUUUAAAAAAUUCUAGGAAUAUCAAAUUGUGACUCAUUAUUUAUAUAAAUUCACGCAAUAUUACACUGCAUUUGUCUCAUUAUUGGUCAUAAUUAUCAUGUAUUUACGAUUAUGGAAACAGUUAUACAAAUCUGUUUUUCAGAAAAAUUUAAAAUUUCUGUUUUUCUCAUUUUUCGGAAUGAUAUUUAUAUUUUCAGUUUUGCAAUUUGUUUUAGCAGUGAGUUUUAAAAAUACGAAUUCUAAACCAGCUGCAAAUUGAAAUGUACUUUGAUAACAGAUGUAUCAAGCAAUCAAACCAUAUUUCAUCACUAAUUAUUGUGAUCUUAUUUACUCUCAAUUAUCCUAUAGAUAUCUCCAUAUUCUUACUCUUCUUUCAAUGUCAACAACAGUAUUUUUUCCGCUUGUAAUUUCAUUUGAAAGACUUAUCGCAAUGUCAAAUACCGCAACUUAUGAAUAUUCAAAAUUAUUACUUGGCCCAAUUCUUAUGCUUCUCGCAGUCAGUUUUAAUACAACAAUAUUAUUUAUUGUUUAUGAUGGGGAAACAUUCAGUGAGAGUACUGUAACAUAUACUAACAUUCCAUCAACAUCUUCUACUCAUAUGAAUAUGUAUUAUGGUUUUCUGUUGAUAGUUAAUUUACCCAAUUUUGCAAUCAGUUUAUUCAUUCAAAAACGAAAUUUAUAUCUCAAAAAACGGUUGGAAAUUAAUGUUUGCAAAAUAAAAAAUUCCGAUUGUUUUAGCCUUCAACUUGAUGCAUCUCUAACUCGAAAAUAUGCAGUUGAAGAGAUUAUACAAUCAACAAAAUUCACAUUCGGUAUAAAUAUGAUGCAUCUCACAUUUUUCGGAUGCUUUCUGACCUUUAUUUUUAUAUUUCGGUCUAUUAGAAAUGGUUUGUUUCAAGAUUUGGUUAUACAACAAGUUGUGAGAGGAUUGAUGUUAUUGGUGAGUUUAAAAUUAGAUCUGAGCUAGAAAAUGUAUUCCCAGCCAAUUCCAACAAUCAAUCUUCCAAUCGUAAUACUUUGCUCCUACAUGCUCGAAUCUUUCAACAGAGAACGCUCCAAGAAAAUUGCGGGUAGUGUAAAAAUCAAAUAUACUGGAGCUGAAGGUGUCAAAAACCACGAUGAUGCUAUUUUUCAAAUUUGGAAUAAUUAUUCGAAAAAGUGA
Molecule: messenger RNA, 1236 nt
Organism: Caenorhabditis angaria
Lineage: Eukaryota; Metazoa; Nematoda; Chromadorea; Rhabditida; Rhabditidae
Source: the annotation of a GenBank genome assembly